AUGGCUCUCAACGUUCUUCCCAGCGCUCUGCCGCUCGACUCCAUCUUUGUUCCCAACUCCAUGCGCUUCGACGAAGACCUCUUCGAGGAACUCGUCCUCGCCCUCAAGUCGGCUCUGGGCCCAUGCUCGGGUUUGACUUCGGACGAUAUCGAUGUUACAUUCCUCACUCGUCUCAUGAAGCUGUAUGAUGCCCGUGAUAGAAACUGGUCAAAAUACGCCUUUGGUGAUGCCAGCAGAGGCUACACCAGAAACCUCGUCGACGAGGGCAACGGCAAGAGCAACUUGCUUGUGCUCGUCUGGUCGCCCGGUAAGGGCAGUCCCAUCCAUGACCACGGCAAUGCCCACUGUCUCAUGAAGAUUCUCAAGGGCAAUCUGACCGAGACUCGCUACGAGUUCCCCCAAGAGGGAGAGCCCAGCGGCCCCAUGAAGGUCAUCUCAGAAAAGACGUAUAAAGAAAACCAAGUCGCGUACAUGGCCGACGAGCUCGGCCUGCACCGCGUUUCCAACAGGGGAAGCGACUUCGCCGUCUCCCUUCACCUCUAUACACCUCCAAAUGUAGCAAAGCAAGGCUGCCACAUUUUUGAUGAAAAGACUGGUCGCCGUAGCCACGUCCCCGGUUGUGCAUACUACUCCGCCUAUGGAAGGCUCCUCAAGGAGUAG
This is a messenger RNA of Akanthomyces muscarius, 660 nucleotides long. RefSeq lists its product as uncharacterized. NCBI's taxonomy places the organism in Eukaryota, Fungi, Ascomycota, Sordariomycetes, Hypocreales, Cordycipitaceae. Gene Ontology annotation, biological process: L-cysteine catabolic process. The record is from RefSeq and is a predicted model, not a curated record. Gene Ontology annotation, molecular function: ferrous iron binding; cysteine dioxygenase activity. Bases 1 to 660 code for a protein of 219 amino acids. The transcript is spliced from 3 exons.